CAAUAAAGGUACCAUGUGUGAAGCCCAAUUCUGCUGUCACCCACUGAUAUUGCUGGAAUAUUGUGAAAAGCUACAUAAAACCAUACUAACUCACUCAUUGCUUUGAGACCAACAAAAUCACAAGUGCCAUGACAUUUGGACAUGCUUGGACACGCUCUAUUGGCACGCUUCACUGCUUAAUGUUCAGUUGACAAGAAUACAAGUCUGACAUGAAUGUUUCAGGGAUAUGUUUAUAUCAGCAGCUUUAGAGCUGAAACCUUUGAUUCUUAAAGUUGAACAUUCAAUGGAAGGAACAUCGCAUGAUUUGACCAAGAGAUGAAACAGACCAUUCUUGGGUAUAGUGCUAGGUUUGUGACAAACUGGGUGUUGAGUGGAUACAGUUGUAACAGAUCAUUGAUUAUUGAACCUAAGAGGCAAAUGGGAUUUCAGAAAGUAACUUCACCUAAAGGAAGGAAGCAUGACGAGAGACAGUACUUGGAUGCUGUUGAGGAAAUCAUCUCACGAGGGGUGCGCCGAGAGAACCGUACAGGGAUAGACUCAUUGUCAAUAUUUGGCAUGCAGAUGAGAUACAAUCUACGUGACAGUUUCCCUCUGUUGACGACAAAGCGUGUGUACUGGCGGGCUAUUGCUGAAGAGCUGCUGUGGUUUAUCCGAGGAUCUACCAACGGCAAGGAUCUCGCAGACAAAAAUGUUAACAUCUGGAAAGCCAACGGAUCCCGAAGUUUUCUGGACAAUCUUGGACUAACACAUCGAGAAGAAGGAGACCUUGGACCUGUCUAUGGGUUCCAGUGGCGCCACUUCGGUGCCGAGUACAAGGAUAUGCACACAGAUUACACCGGGCAGGGCGUGGACCAGCUGGCUGAUGUCAUUGAUAAGAUCAAGAAUAGUCCACAUGAUCGGCGGAUAAUCAUGUGUGCUUGGAACCCAACAGAUCUCCCAAAAAUGGCGUUGCCACCAUGCCACUGCCUCGUACAGUUCUAUGUUGCGGAAGGGGAACUGUCCUGUCAGCUAUACCAGCGAUCAGCGGAUAUGGGUCUGGGUGUUCCCUUCAACAUCGCCAGCUACUCACUCCUCACGUACAUGAUCGCUCACAUCACAGGGCUAAAGACUGGAGAUUUUAUCCACACAAUCGGAGAUGCCCAUGUGUAUGUCAACCAUAUUGAAGCACUAAAGGAACAGAUCAAGCGAGAACCUAAAGCAUUCCCAACGUUUAAGAUGAAGAGGACUGUGGAAACUAUUGAUGAUUUCACAAUGGAGGAUUUUGAAAUAGUGGGCUACAACCCUCAUCCCCAAAUCAAAAUGGAUAUGGCUGUAUGAUAGCCAGACAUAUUGGUAUACUGGUCUUCCAACACUGCCUCUUGUGCCUUAAUACUUUAUCCUUGUUCAUGUUCUGUUCUAACGGGAACCUGUA
Molecule: messenger RNA, 1411 nt
Organism: Haliotis rubra (blacklip abalone)
Lineage: Eukaryota; Metazoa; Mollusca; Gastropoda; Lepetellida; Haliotidae
Product: thymidylate synthase-like
Exons: 8
Coding region: 316-1317 (333 amino acids)
Biological process (GO): dTMP biosynthetic process
Cellular component (GO): mitochondrion; cytosol
Molecular function (GO): thymidylate synthase activity
Source: RefSeq, a predicted model, not a curated record